This is a messenger RNA of Parus major (Great Tit), 3353 nucleotides long. RefSeq names its product solute carrier family 39 member 3 (gene SLC39A3). Bases 614 to 1555 code for a protein of 313 amino acids. Lineage: Eukaryota; Metazoa; Chordata; Aves; Passeriformes; Paridae. Gene Ontology annotation, biological process: zinc ion transmembrane transport. Gene Ontology annotation, cellular component: plasma membrane. The record is from RefSeq and is a predicted model, not a curated record. Gene Ontology annotation, molecular function: zinc ion transmembrane transporter activity. The transcript is spliced from 3 exons.
GGCCGCUCUGCGUGUGAGGGGAUGGCGGCGGACCCCAAGCUCCUGUGAGGGGUUUCUCGCCAUGAGGGGCUCGGGCUGGGGCCCUUCCCCAUCCUGAGGGGCUCGGGCUGGGCUCCAUCUGCCUGGGAGGGGCUGGAGCUGGGCCCUCUCCCCAUUUUGGAGGGCUCAGGGCAGACCCAGGCCCCCUCUGAGGGUCUCCCCUGCUGAACUCUCGCCAUUUGAGCUGCUCACCCCACUCCCAGCAGCCCUGAGCCCCCUCCCCUCAUCUCUGCCCCCUUUCGAGGAGCCCCUUCCCCAUCACCCCCUUUUUUAAACUGAUGGGACAAUCUCCAAGGCUUGGAAGGGCCGGUUUUUAACAGAAUCUCUGGGAUUUAGAGGCUCAUGGAUGAGGAACCCCUUUGUUUUUCCUCCCACAGAGCCCUGCCUGAUUUAUAUAAUAUUUUUCAUCACUUGGAUGCUUCGUUAUGAGCCACUAAUCCGAGCAGGAGCCGAGUCAGUGCCUUGCUGCAGCAGUUUUGGGGCUGGGGACGCAGCCCAGGUGUGCAGGAGGAGCAGCCUGUCCAGGCUGAUGUCCCCGCUGUGAGCACACCCAGGGCUCUGGAAUCCUGUCAGGAUGAGGAUCGUGGUGGCCAAGGUGCUGUGUCUGCUGGGGAUCUGUGUCCUGAUGCUGGCCGGGGCCCUGCUGCCCGUCAGGAUCAUCGAGGCCGACUACGAGAAGGCUCAGCGCUCCCGGAGGAUCCUGGCCCUCUGGAAUUCCUUCGGAGGCGGCGUCUUCCUGGCCACCUGCUUCAACACCCUCCUGCCCGCCGUGAGAGGGAAGCUCGAUGAGGUGCUCAGGCAGAACAACGUGACCACGGACUACCCAGUGGCUGAGACCAUCAUGAUGGUUGGCUUCUUCCUGUCGGUCUUCGUGGACCAGCUCUUCCUGACCUUCCAGAAGGAGAAACCCUCCUUCAUCGACCUGGAGACCUUCAACGCCGGCUCGGACGCGGGCAGCGACUCCGAGUACGAGAGCCCGUUCAUGGGCUCGUCCCGCGGGCGCGCCCCGUACGGGGAGCACGGCCCGGCCUCGCACGGCCUGGCGCUGCCGGAGCUGGCGCGCUGCGGCCCCCGGCGCCUGCUGGGGCUGGUGUUCGCCCUGUGCACCCACUCCAUCUUCGAGGGCCUGGCCCUGGGCCUGCAGGAGGACGGCGGCAGAGUGGUCAGCUUGUUCCUGGGAGUGGCCGUGCACGAGACGCUGGUGGCCGUGGCUUUGGGCAUCAGCAUGGCCAAGGCCUCGCUGCCGCUGAGGGACGCGGCCAAGCUGGCGGUGGCCGUGUGCCUGAUGAUCCCGCUGGGAAUCGGCGUCGGGAUGGGCAUCGAGAGCAGCCGCAACGCCGCGAGCAGCGUGGCGUCCCUGCUGCUGCAGGGCGUCGCCGGCGGCACCUUCCUCUUCAUCACCUUCUUCGAGAUCCUGGCCAAGGAGCUGGAGGACAAGAGCCACCGGCUGCUCAAGGUGCUGUGCCUGGUGCUGGGCUACGCCGCGCUGGCCGGGCUGGUGCUCAUCCCCUGGUGAGCCGGGAGCCUCGGGAAGCCGAGGGAGCAAAGCUCGCCUCUCCCCUCCCACCGGCGCCGGGAGGAGCCGCCCCUUUCGCCGCUGGAACGGCCCGAGCCGGGCGGUGUUUCCGUGAGGACCUGGAGGAGGAGAAGCUCUUCCCGUGUGUUCAGAGUGAGGAACAUCCCGAGGGAUCAUCCCUGCCCGAGGGACUGCGGGGAUUAGCGGACACAGACGUUAAGGGUCUGGGUGAAAUGUGCUUCCAGGAGCUCCUCGAGUGCCUGUGGCUUCCUGCACUGCCCAGAGCCCACCUUGCUCUCCCUCCUUCCCCUCGGGCCGGGAGCCUGCUGUGGGGGCUCCGAGGAGGUGAAGAACAAGUGGGAAUGGAGGCAGAGCAGGUGGGAGCAGGGAUUGCCAGGCUGCGCUAAGCUGCUUUCGCCGGCUUAGUUCAGAGCAAAACCUGGUUGUAAGAGCUGCCAAAAAUAACAUCCCUGUGGGGCUCCAGCCUUCUGGGCCCUGCUGGCUCCACACAGCUUCCAGUGGCCCACCUGGAGCUCGGGGAGCUCAGAUUUCCCAGGGAUUCAUGGAAGAAACGAGGCCGGGCCCCUCUAUCCUGCUUCCUUCUCAGCUUGGUCUCCACAGAGCAUUCCCUAAGGAAAAACCUCUGAAAAUCAGGAUGAAUCUCAGGAUGGUUUGGGUUGGGAGGGACCUUAAAGCCCAUCCAGUGCCAUGGCAGGGACUCCUUCCACUAUCCCAGGUUGCUCCAAACCCUGUCCAGCCUGGCCUUGCACACUUGCAGGGAUGGAACAGAUCCUUGCGUUACCCAGAACCUGGGAUCCAUGAGCUCGCAGCAAACGGGCAGUAACAAUUUCCAGCACUGAUAUUUUGGAGCAAACUGGUGUUUUCAGUGCUCUGCAGUCCUGGGGGCUGAGCAGUUCCCAUCAGGGACUGCUCCGAGGCUUCUCCAGGUUUCCAAAGGAAUGGAAUGGCCUCCCUUGGCGGGGAGCGGAGCCGCUGCUGGGAAACACGAGCAGCUCUCGGCAGCCGCAGAGCCCCAGGGAAGCUCCGUGUGCCGCCGAUCCCGCCGGAUUUACCCUCGGGAGCAAGGAGCUGGGAUCAGAGGCUGGAGCUGGGAAUGUGCUCCUCCCCAGCCGUGAAACACAGCCUGGCUCAGGCAGGGGCUGCAUUUUAAUUACCCGGAGCCUUCUCUCCUGCAGCAGCUUCCGCCGGGCUCCUGGAAGCGCUGAUGGAAUUAUAAGGAUGGCGCAGUGCCGGCAGCGGGAAGGAGGCUCGGAGCCUCCGCGGUGGCCCAGCUGCAGCAUAUGGAGGCAGCUGAGCAUCAUCUGACAGAUCCUGGGGCUCGUUAGUUUAAUUGCUGCAACAUCCCCGAGUCAAUUAAUCUUCCUUUGAAAACCUGGAGUGGAGAGGGGGGGCGAGGCGGAGGGAGGUUAUUUUGGGCUUGGCAUGACACAAACCAGCAGGAUGAGGAGAACGUGAUUUGCUUCGGCGUGGUUAAAGCCUCAGGGCUCUGUCACCUCCCCUGAGGGGUGACCUCUCUCCUGGGGGGGGAUGAGGGGGAGAGGUGACACGGUGCUGAGUGUCCCCUGUUGGGCUGUCACCUCCGUUUCGCACCCUCCUCCUGCUGCAGUUUGGGAUCGGGGAGGGCUGUGAAGCGCCUGGGGGUGCUGAGCUCCCCCAUCCUCAUCCCGCCGCCUUUGGCGGGGGGUUCAUCCACAGGAUCAUCCCGUGCUCCGGGCUGGAGGAGGAGGAGGAGGAGGCCCUGCUGCUCCCAAUAAAUUCCCUGCCCUUCUCCCCUCGC